CCCGAACGCAAGAUGCCGCGGAAAAACAAACCGAUUAUCAAGCUAAAGCUGGACGGUGACUCCGGUGGUGGUAGUACCGUGCCGGACAGUGCCGAGGGUGCAACACCGCGCAACCUGGACAAGCGCGGUACUCUGACGGUGGGCGAACGAUCGUUUGUCGUCGAGGCGGAUCACCUGCGCAAGCUGGCCGACCUGGGCCGUGGCGCGUAUGGCAUUGUGGAGAAGAUGCUGCAUCAACCUUCAGGCACGGUAAUGGCCGUGAAGCGCAUUACCGUUACGAGCGGUAUGGGUGCGGGAGGCGGGCUGGGGGGUGGUGUGCAGUCGCAGGAGCAGAAGCGGCUGCUGAUGGAUCUGGACGUGUCGAUGCGGGCGAGCGACUGUCGGCAUACGGUGCAGUUUUACGGUGCACUGUUCCGAGAGGGCGACGUGUGGAUCUGUAUGGAGGUGAUGGAUACCAGUGUGGACAAGUUCUACCCGGUGGUGUACAAACGUCCCGGGCGCACCAUCCCGGAACGCAUACUGAGCCGGAUUGCGCUGGCGAUAGUGCGCGCCCUGCACUACCUGCACACCGAGCUACGCGUCAUCCACCGGGACGUGAAGCCCUCAAACGUGCUGAUGAAUCGGCGGGGUGAGGUAAAGAUGUGCGAUUUCGGCAUUUCCGGUUAUCUGGUGGAUUCGGUAGCCAAAACGAUUGAUGCGGGAUGCAAACCGUACAUGGCGCCGGAACGUAUCGAUCCGAGCUCGUGUAGUCGAACGGCAGGCUACGACAUCAAGUCGGACGUUUGGUCGCUCGGCAUCACGAUGGUGGAGAUCGCGACCGGCCGAUUCCCCUACGCGACUUGGCGGACACCAUUCGAGCAGCUUAAACAGGUCGUGAAUGACGAUCCACCGCGAUUACCAAAGUCGGCCGCACCGGACUCGGAAGAGUUCAGUGCUGAGUUUCAUGCGUUCACCACCAGCUGCCUGCAGAAGAAGUUCCAGCAGCGGGGCAAUUAUGAACAGCUGUUGGCAAUGGAAUUUCUUCAGCGAUACGGGCCCGGUGACGAGCAUGCCAGCACCAGUGAUAUGGCUGAGUACGUGUGUGCGAUACUGGACGAACGGGACGGUGUAACAGCGGCCAGUGACGCCAGAUCGGAGUUGGUGGUGGAUUGA
Messenger RNA from Anopheles maculipalpis, 1152 nucleotides. RefSeq names its product dual specificity mitogen-activated protein kinase kinase 6 (gene lic). The transcript has 2 exons. NCBI's taxonomy places the organism in Eukaryota, Metazoa, Arthropoda, Insecta, Diptera, Culicidae. The coding region runs from base 13 to 1152 and encodes 379 amino acids. The record is from RefSeq and is a predicted model, not a curated record. Gene Ontology annotation, biological process: stress-activated MAPK cascade; protein phosphorylation. Gene Ontology annotation, molecular function: MAP kinase kinase activity; ATP binding.